This is a messenger RNA of Cryptomeria japonica (Japanese cedar), 3312 nucleotides long. RefSeq lists its product as uncharacterized. The record is from RefSeq and is a predicted model, not a curated record. The transcript is spliced from 9 exons. Bases 294 to 2240 code for a protein of 648 amino acids. NCBI's taxonomy places the organism in Eukaryota, Viridiplantae, Streptophyta, Pinopsida, Cupressales, Cupressaceae.
ACAUUAGGAAUAACGAAAUCCAGGUCACUGUUCUUUUGGAGUUUCUUCCCCCAUAUCUAAAUUCGGCGGCUUCAACGACAAGUUCUUGCCGGUGGUUCUUGCCUUCAAAAGAAACUCUUGAAUAGCUUGUCGUGGAAGCCAUCUCUUUCUUUCUUUUUGCUGCCAACCAGUCCUUUUUCUUAGCACGUACUAAUCGGAAGAUCAUCGUCACCAAAUAACUCUCGCUUGCCACUGUGCUGACCAGAAUUCCUCGAUAUUGUUACCUGUACUAUAUGCCAGGAAAUUAAAAAGCCAUGGUAACCUGUGGUGCCAGUUCCUUAGCCUACAAUGGCUCUCUGUGCGCCUGCAAUCCAGGCCAUGUGAAUUUUUCAAGCGGCUGCAAAUUGUUCAAUACGGAUACCGGAAAUUGGACCAGCGAAUCAGGGGUUGGGGCUAACGACAAGAAUGGCUUUACUCAGACAGUAUUCUCGUUCAAUUCGCUUAAAAAUGUUACACAGUCGCAGGCACUAUUUCUUGAAGUCACCACUUUAGCUGUAGUGUUGUGGUUGGUGUUAUGCAUCGUGCUAAGAUUUUGUCCUCUCAAAGAUGGUCGCACACGGUGGUUUCAGCUGCGCUAUUGGCUCACUCGUCUUGAUUUCUUCUUUUCCACUCGUCAUUGGCUGGAUGAACAAAAAAUUGUGGUGAAGCGUAAAACAGAACUUGGUGGGACAUUUUCUAUGGCCAGUUUGAUAUUUUUCUUUGGACUUUCUGCAGCUUUGCUUUAUCAAAUUAUUUCCAAGAGGAGUGUUGAAGUGCAAAACAUAAGGCCUGCAAAUGCUGUAGAUUUGAAAGCUUUUGUUAAUGAUAUGGACUUCAAUAUUACAACUGUUUCAAGUAUGAGUUGUGCACAGCUACGUGGACUCGGUACUCUGCAGAUUGGAGUGCCUGGCUUUAUUGAUGAGCGGACAUUGCCUUUGUCAGACUUAUUAAAAGCAGACUGCCAUAACACAAGUAGAGGACCCACUAUUAGAUUUCAGUGCAACCAGUGCGAACUCACAAAAGAUAACUAUUAUAUUUCAUGGCAUUUUAUUGAUGUUCCUAACAGUCCAGCUGCUGCAGUUGGUUUUCAUUUCAAUCUUACUGCAAAAAAAUCUGGUAGUAAUGACCAUGUCAGUGUACUUAGUGGAGCAGUGAAACUUGGAAGAAAUGAUUCAGACAAUACACCAUUGACAUUAAGAGGCACAGUAGGGAACAUACUGAAAUUUCGUUUGGUUCCUCGUUUAUUCCAUAAUGUUCAUAAUCUAAGGAUCAUUCAGGCUUUCUUUCAUGAGUUUAUUCCAGGCUCAUCCUACAGAACAACAAGUGAGCUGCAAGCUUCAUAUCAGAAUGCAAAAGAUGGAAUGCUCAAUUUAACAUUUCAUGUAAAUUUUCUCUCAGACUAUAUUGUUGAGGUUGAUACUGAAGACAUUAUGGGACCUGUGACAUUCCUUGCAGACCUUGGUGGCCUCUAUGCAAUAAGCAUUGCUUUGUUCUAUUAUCUACUAGCACAAUUUGAAUAUAGGGUGAAUAUGUUCCGCUAUGAGGAUAAUAUUUUGCCAAAGCUUGAAGCUCGACGACGUGCUCGAAAGCGCUGGGAUAAACUGAGAAAGUAUGUUAUGUAUACAUGGGGUCGCAACAUUUCAGAUACAUCGCCUCCAGGGACAAAUAGAUCAAAAUUGGUUGAAAGGAAAAUCAAAGGUAUUCAUAGGCCACUUGAAGUUGGUGAAAGAUCCACUUCUACGGAUAUUAGAGCCAAAAAUCGCCAAAUUGGAGGUCUAGAGUCUAAGGAUAUUGAAAGGCAUACAAUGUGGCAGCAACUAAAGAACCACCUAUGUGGAGGUAGUGGGAUGGAUCUCAAUAAAGGAAAUGUGCGAGAUAUUGAAGGACAAUUGGAAGGGCCAUCAAGCAUUGAACCGGCUUCAGAACAAGAAUGCGGGUCCGUUGAAAUAACCGGUUCAAGACAAAGAAAUGAGACAUCUGCCAUAACCAGGAAAUCUGGAAGUCUGGGUAGAAAUCCUCCUUGGUUAUCCAAUAAAGAAUUCCUACCAGCUGUUCCAGAUAUUCCCACAGAUCAGCAGAUGGAUAUUGCAUCAGUGCAGACAUAUCUUAGGGAUUUGUAUGAAUACAAUGUCCGCAUGCGGGAAGACUUUUUAGCUGCACAGUCUGUAAUCGGAGAUAUUGUUCAGCGGCUCUCUCCUCACAGUGAUAUUUGUCGAGAAUAAAUUUUAUAUACGAAUAUUAGGUUGAUUGCCAUCCACAUUGUUCUUGUUGCCAAGAUCUUCAGCUUCUAUGCUCUGUAGUUGCUACUUCCAAGGGAGCUUUACUUCAGGAGUACAAGCCAUCUUCCUAGCUUACCAAUCUUCUCUUCAAUUUAAUUCGUCAAAAUGGAUAAGCUUUGGUUGUUUUUAGAAUCCUUAUUCAGAGGACUGCCAAGACAUCAGCUCAAUUCAAGGAAGAGAAAAAAAGAUUGGUGAAUUCUCUGAAAGAAGCUUCAUGGAGUUAAUCAUAUGGUGGUGUUUUUGGUGUCCAAUUUUCCUAACCCUUGUUGAGAUCUAAUUUGGCAGAUUAUCACUUCGAUUAUACAGAUUUUUCAGAGGUGGUAAUACUGAUUUGGUAUAACUGGAUGGCUUUCAAUCCUUGAAAAAUGGUACAAGCAAGUGUUGUAACCUACUGAUUCAUACUUGCUCAGAAAAAAGUCCAUUCUCAAACUUAGUUAUUGGUUUUCUUAAAGUUUAGGCUCUUGCUGGUGGACACUCUGAAGAUGCGUCCACUCAGUUUCUCACUUGAAGAAGAUUGUAGGUUAUCAUGAUAGAGCAAUAAUAUCUGACAGUUUUGCUCGCUAAAUCAAGGGUGAAGCAUGCCUGAAGAAAUGUCAGAAUGUCAAGAAAUUACCAUAAGAUCAGUUAAGUUCCUCUAAUAAGCUUUUUCAUUAAGUUACGAGAGUUGUUUUUUGAUAUAGAUUUCAUUUCUGGCCAUGGCAUUUUGUUGAGGUUGCCAUUGAAAACUAAGAUCUACUGUUGGAUUAUUGUUUUACUGAUAGGAGCUAACUGGCACUGCCAGUGUUUUUAUCCAAUUCAAUUACUAGUACUACCAUCAUUCUUUUUAAAGUUGUAUUUUAUUAUGGAAAUUGUUUGCCGAAUAUCAUCAGAUGCUCUGUCCCAAGCUAAUCAGCCGCCCGCUUUAACUGCAUGGUGACACUUGAACGUCUUACAUCUGUAAGAGACUGUUCAUCCUGAAUUUUGGACUUAAAUGUGUUAUUAUAGAUAAUACAAUAUCUGGAUUUUCAUUUGUUGA